AUGUGUGCGAUUGACAUCUACCUUUCCUUCUCAAGCCUCGGAGUCCGCUCGCCGCCCGGUGACCGAGUCCUGCGGAAAGGAUGUGCACUACAGGGCUCGGUGUCGUUCGAGGAUAUAUCUGUGGCCUUCACCCAGAAGGAGUGGCAGCUGCUGGACCCUGCCCAGAGGCUCCUGUACAGGGAGGUGAUGCUGGAGAACUACAGGCAGCUGGUGUCCCUGGGGCACUGUGUCGCCACGCCUGAGCUGAUACUCAAGCUGGAGCAAGGUGAAGAGCCAUGGGUAUCAAAGAGAGAACUCCCAAGUCCGAGCCGCCCAGGGAACAUCGAGGAGUCCAUGGGACCAAAGGUGGUUCAAAAGAAAGUAGCGGCUGAUGUCAGAGAGUUAGCUGGAGCAAAGCGCUCUGGGCCUGGUGAGACUGACUUCUGCUCUGAGUGA
Molecule: messenger RNA, 435 nt
Organism: Mustela lutreola (European mink)
Lineage: Eukaryota; Metazoa; Chordata; Mammalia; Carnivora; Mustelidae
Product: zinc finger protein 37A-like
Exons: 5
Coding region: 1-435 (144 amino acids)
Biological process (GO): regulation of DNA-templated transcription
Source: RefSeq, a predicted model, not a curated record